Molecule: messenger RNA, 1235 nt
Organism: Chenopodium quinoa (quinoa)
Lineage: Eukaryota; Viridiplantae; Streptophyta; Magnoliopsida; Caryophyllales; Amaranthaceae
Exons: 2
Coding region: 362-793 (143 amino acids)
Source: RefSeq, a predicted model, not a curated record
UUACCUUUCUCUCUCUUUCUUCUUCCUUAUGAUGCAAUAUUAAAAGAACAGAGUCUGUCAAAAAUAAUUCCUCCGUUACGAAUUACUCGCAACAAAAGGGACAUUAUUUGUGAGACAUAAAAUAUUCCUUUAUUGCGAGUAAUUUAUAAUGGAAGGAGAUAGAUACUCCAAAAAUUAAAUAAACGGAGAAAGUAUUAUAAAAAAUUAAAAAAAAAAAGUAGGGUCCACAGUAGCCUAUAAAUAACUGAGCUUGACGCCUUUACCAAAUUUCUCUUCUUUCAAUCUCGGAAUCUCUUCUUCACUCCCAAUUUUUAUAAACCCUAAUUUCCGAAUUCCCUAAUUCAAUUUAUUAAUUUCAACAAUGUCGGCAAAGCGAUCUCGUAUUUGUCGAUCAUCUAGCUCUGGCUACACCUCCAUCUUCUCCGGCGAGGCAAUGUGGCCGGAAUCUCAUCCUCCUCCUCCUCCCCCGCCGCAACCUUCGCCGGAGAUUACUACUGUUCCGAUGACAAUUCUCCCUGAAAAUAAUUUUCCGGCGAUAGUUCCGAGGAAUCCACCGGAUUAUAGUCGACCGUCAAUAUUCACGAUAGUCCCGGCAACACGUGAACCAUUUGAUCAGAGUAAAAUGCCAUUUGGUGAAUUUCUUAUGAAAUGUUUCUUUUGUAAGAAUUUGAUCGAAAGUACUUCGGCAAUUUAUAUGUACAGCAACUUUGGAGCCUUUUGCAGCAUAGAAUGUCGUGCGAAACAGAUUAAUAAGGAUAGACUUCACAUAUCACCAAUGGAGACUGAGGAAUGAAGAGAGCAAAACUUCGCUGAAGUCUGGGAAGCGUGGUGCUUCCUAGGCUAGCUUGUUGGGGUAAAUUAGAAACUACUUCUGGAAGUGGCAAGCUUUCCAGUUUAGAGAUUUAAAAACUUAAAUUUUCUUAAUAAUUAGACAAAUUAUUUCUCAGGAACUAAUAGUUUGUACGUUUCUGUACAUCUUAGUAGUUCUUGUCUGAUUUUUUUUAUUAUUCCAGACAUUUUUACAGAUAGUUUUCUGAUUUAGCAUAGAAGCUAGAAGGUUGUUCAUAACUUGUGUACUUAUGAUUUUUUUAAGUAAUCUCUUCAAAUAAAUGUAUAUAAGCUGAAUGAAUAAUGAUCACGCAUGUUUAGAGUAACUUUUUUUAGUUGGCUUUUUUUUUUCUUUAGUAUGAACUUUGUUUGUUCUGUUCAUUACUUAUUGGAUAAUAAUUUCUGAU